Messenger RNA from Drosophila arizonae, 303 nucleotides. Its product is annotated as larval cuticle protein 65Ag1-like. Gene Ontology annotation, cellular component: chitin-based extracellular matrix. Gene Ontology annotation, molecular function: structural constituent of chitin-based larval cuticle. The record is from RefSeq and is a predicted model, not a curated record. Lineage: Eukaryota; Metazoa; Arthropoda; Insecta; Diptera; Drosophilidae.
AUGAAGUUCCUGAUCGUCUUCGUUGCCCUCUUCGCCCUGGCCGUGGCUGCUCCUGUUGAUGUUGUGGUCGAGCGUCAGGAAUCCGAUGUCCAGCCCGAAAGCUUCCAAAACUCAUUGAAGUUGAGUGAUGGCACUUUAAUUGAAUCUCAAGGUCAUCUCCAGAAUGUUGGCACAGAGCAAGAAUCUCUUGUCGUCAAGGGCUCGUACAGCUAUGUUUCCGAUGAUGGUGUAACAUACACUGUUAACUACAUUGCCGAUGAGAACGGUUUCCAGCCACAGGGUGCUCAUAUCCCAAUUGUCUAA